ACGGUGUGACUGCCAACACUUUGAACAUGUCACUAAAAGGAAGAAAUGGGCAGUUUUUAGAAAAGCAAACCUUAUUUGAUGGUGGAAGACAGACCUCCAGGGCCCAUCAUGAAGCCACCAGUGUUUCGUGUGGACGACACCAUGCCAGAAGUGGUGCAGAGUGUCCUGCUGGAGCGUGGCUGGGACAAAUUUGAUAAAGGAGAGCAGAACGUUGAAGACUGGAACCUGUACUGGGGGACGUCGUCUUUCCGGAUGACCGAGCACAUCAACGUUAAGCUGUGGCAACAGCUGAACCACCACCCAGGCACCAUCCAGCUCACCAGGCAGGACCACCUGGCCAGACACCUGAAGCAUGUGAAGAGGAUGUACGGCACGCCGCUGUACGAGUUCAUCCCACUGACAUUCAUCAUGCCCAACGACUACAAUAAGUUCGUGGCCGAGUACUUUAGGGAGAAGCACGUGCUGGGUGCCAAGCACAGCUACUGGAUUUGCAAGCCUGCCGAACUUUCUCGUGGGAGGGGGAUCAUCAUUUUCAGUGACAUUAAAGACUUACUCUUUGACGAUACAUAUAUAGUACAGAAAUAUAUCUGCAACCCCCUCCUUGUGGGCAGAUAUAAAUGUGACCUCCACAUCUACGUUUGUGUCACCGGCUUUAAGCCUUUGACCGUUUAUAUCUAUUAGGAAGGGUUAGUGCGGUUUGCCACGGAAAAGUUUGACCUCAGUAAUUUGCAGAACAACUAUGCCCAUUUGACCAACAGCAGCAUCAAUAAAUCCGGGGUCUCGUAUGAGAAAAUCAAAGAAGUGAUCGGUCACGGUUGCAAGUGGACCCUCAGCAGGUUCUUCUCUUACCUUCGCAGCUGGGAUGUGGAUGACCUGCUUUUGUGGCAGAAAAUCACCCAGGUGGUUAUUCUCAUGGUGCUCGCCAUCGCGCCCUUGGUCCCCUUCACAGCCAACUGCUCUGAGCUCUUUGGGUUUGAUAUUUUGAUUGAUGACAACUUGAAACCAUGGCUUCUCGAGGUCAACUUCAGCCCUGCCCUGUCCAUAGAUUGCUCAGCGGACGUAUCAGUAAAGAGGAAACUUAUCCAUGACACCAUUGAACUGAUUUACUUGCAGGGUCUGAGAAACGAGAGGACGGGAUGUCGUGAUGGUGCAAAGGGGAGCCGCAGCGUCUCCCUCAUGAAGCUGGAUGCGGGCAGAUUCAACAAGGUUUGCAGUGCUCUUCCCUGUGAGUCCCUCUUACAGUUCACUAGUAGAACAUUUAAGGACAAAUCUGCUGUAAAGAAAGCUGUAAAAAUAUGCCCUGAAAAUAAGCAUGCCUCCCAGCCUAGGGAAAUGACUAGCAGGAAGAAAGACCUACUUCUGUCAACAAGAGAACCCCCCAAAACCAAGCCAAAGCUAAAGGGCAGAUGCUCGCCCCACAAGAAGAUCAUUCCAUUCAUGUCACUCAUUCAGUCACGCGCGGACAAGACCAGCAUCUCCCUGUGUGUCCCCUUGGACGAUAGCAAAGUGCCGGGUCUCCAGGCAGGGAACUUUGUUCUCAUUUGUCCCUUCAAUGAAGCUACUUUUGGAGCUUCUAGGAAUGGACUGAAUGUCAGAAGGAAUCAAGAGCUCCAGAAACUAAAGACUAAGCAACAUUCCCACAUGUUGGAAAUGGAAACAAAAAGAAGGUGA
This is a messenger RNA of Nyctereutes procyonoides (raccoon dog), 1671 nucleotides long. It is a transcript of the gene TTLL2, whose product is annotated as tubulin tyrosine ligase like 2. Lineage: Eukaryota; Metazoa; Chordata; Mammalia; Carnivora; Canidae. The record is from RefSeq and is a predicted model, not a curated record. Gene Ontology annotation, cellular component: cilium. Gene Ontology annotation, molecular function: tubulin-glutamic acid ligase activity; tubulin binding. Gene Ontology annotation, biological process: protein polyglutamylation; microtubule cytoskeleton organization.